Messenger RNA from Tetrahymena thermophila SB210, 1890 nucleotides. RefSeq names its product Serine/Threonine kinase domain protein. Gene Ontology annotation, molecular function: ATP binding; protein serine/threonine kinase activity. The record is from RefSeq and is a predicted model, not a curated record. Lineage: Eukaryota; Ciliophora; Oligohymenophorea; Hymenostomatida; Tetrahymenidae. Gene Ontology annotation, cellular component: cytoplasm; autophagosome. The transcript has a single exon. Gene Ontology annotation, biological process: autophagosome organization; peptidyl-serine phosphorylation; protein autophosphorylation.
AUGGCAACAAAAAAAGAAAAGGGUUUGCAAGUAGUUAGGUUUAACGGAAGGAAGUACUUUGUACUAGGAAAGUGGAUGUAUAAUGAAAAUAGUAAGCUAGGUGCUGGUGGUUUUGGUGCUGUAUAUAAGGGAUUAGAAGUUCCUCUUGAAGGCUAGACACUGAAAGAUGAAUAUGUUGCGAUUAAGCAUGUUGAAAUUUAAGAAGGAAUAAAGAAUACAGUAAAUAAUAUUGAAUUAGAAUCUGUUCGCUAAGAAAUUGUAACAUUACAAUAACUUGAUCAUCCAAAUAUUGUGUAAUUAAUAGAUGUAAAAAAGAAUAAAGAUAAUGUCUACAUGGUAAUGGAGUUCUGCUAGCAUGGAGAUUUAGAAUAAUUUUUUAAUAGAAAGAAAGAAAGCCCAAACCCUAAAAAAUUGACAGAAUUAGAAAUAAGAUUUUACUUUAGCUAAAUUAUUGAAGCUUUUAAAUAUUUGAGAUCUAAAAAUUUAAUUCAUAGAGAUAUAAAACCAUAAAAUAUAUUAGUUAAAAAUGAUGUUUGGAAGGUAGCUGAUUUUGGGUUUGCAAAAAAGACAACAAGCAACGAACUCACAGAUUUUUAUGGUACUUUGGCUACAUUAGCUCCAUAAGUUAUGCUGUAAAAUUAUAAUCAUAAAUGCGAUAUUUAUUCUCUAGGAGCUACUCUCUAUUGGAUUCUUUAUAAUCAGUUCCCAUAUAAGGAGACAAAUUAAAAAAGGUUACUUGAAUAAAUGGAAAAAAAUCCUGUUAAAUGUCCUAAAGAGCCUCAUUACAGUGAAGAGUUAAAAAAUAUUGUGGAAAGAAUGCUUAUAUUUGACUAGAAUGAUCGUAUAGAUUGGGAAGAGAUAUUUUAAUCAAAGAUUUUCAAAUAAAAGCACAUUUUAGAAACAGGAUAGCUUAAUGUAAUUAACAUUAUUAACUAUGAUGAUCUUAAAGAAAAUCUGGAUAAAAAAGUUGAGCUGUGGAAGGGCUUGAAUAUAGAUGAAAUAGAUUAAGACACUUUAGAAAAAGCAGAAAAUAAAGUUUAACAAUAAAUUCAAUAAAUUGAUGAUAAGGCCAAAAUUAGUGACACCGUAUUCAGAUUACAAAAGCGUGUUGAGUUUGAAAAAGGUAAAGGAAUCUUUCUACGUAGAGUCUUUGAGCGUGUUGGUCAUUAUUCAGUAAAUGGUCGUGUUAUCUUUCAAAAACACAUUCAUAUUAUUAAAGAUUUGCUAACAAUCACUCGUUAUGGAUUAUACAAGUAUCAACGUAUGUGUAUUAAGCACAUAAUUGAUAGAUUAAGUAGUUAAUAAAAACAAUUUGAUUUUACUGAUCAAGACUGGUCUUACAUUAUAAAAAGUAAAUAGGUUCCACAAAUAUUUUUGAAUGGUUUGUAAAGUGAUAUUGGCUACAUUAGCCUUGAUGAUAAAGAAAUGAAUAAGGUUGCUAAAAAGUAUCAAGAUAUAGAAAUUCCUAAGCAGAUUAAGGAUAUUAUUACACCUAUCUUUUGGUCAAAUGACUAUACUUACAAUGUCGAUUUCCUUGUUUAACUGCUUCUAAUAAUAAAAUUGCUUAUUUAGCAUCUAUAUCCUGAAUUAGAAAAGUAUAAAUAUGCAAAUUUACAAAGUAGCUUAAAUAUUUCGGAUACUCUUUAUUUAGUGGACGAUUUGUUGAUAGUCUUGAACCUUGACAAUGUAUUUGAGUGGAACGAAUCAGACAUUAUUAACUUUAAUACAUUUUUGUAAUAGCAUUAAGAAGGCAAAACCUCGCAACAAGUAAGCGAGAACUCAGAGGAAGCAUAGAAAUAAUUUGAAAUAUUUAAUUAAGUGAAUAAUAGAGUUAAGUUGGCUUAUGAAAUUUUCCUUAAAGAAAGAGAUUAAAGAAAGAUAAUCUAAUGA